UCUCAAAGAUAAUUGGAGGCAAAACUCGAUACGCUCAAUGUCAUGGACAGGAAUGAGGUCUCACCGGCGUCUGCUGCCACCGUGAAAAAGAAGGCGGUGGGCGGCAGCGGGUGCAGCCGCAUCAGCGCACCCAAGGCAGCCCCAUCCAAAUGCUCCAGAAGCCCCAGCGGACAGAAUUGCUUGAACCCCGGCGCAGCCAGCGGUAGCCAGCCCGGAUUGACCAGCGACGUCGUGAUGGAUGAGACGGAGGAAGGAGAAGAGGAGUCCAGGUUUCAGCAUCCGCGGCUGCGCCGAGCCGGGGGGAGCGGCAGCAGCGGAGGUGGUGGAGGAGGAGGAGGCGGCAGUAUCAGGAUGAAGAACUUUACGCCAGGAGGGGGAGCCGCGUCCUCGGCUUUCAGGAGAAACUCCAACAAGGAGCUCUGCCUUACGCACACAGAGGACGUUCCCUCCGCCUCACGGCCCACUGCUGCCUCCAGAGCGACCGAGACACCCUGUCCGGGCGAUGCUGCCCAACGCGGCGAGACCUGCGGAGCGUCUGGGGCGGAGGCGUCGGAAUCUGCGGUCGGGGUAGAGGUUUCCAACGCGACAGCGGGUGAUGGUCGCAGCGGAGUCGCUCCAGCAUCCAGCAUGAAAUGCAACAAAAACGGAGAAUGCAGAAGGGACUCAGGUACCGGGAGCCUGCGCUCAAUAAUCCCCAAGCAGGAGAAGCAGACAGCGGGAUCGGGGAGAGCCGAGGACGGAGGCGCUGCCAAGCGGGGAGCCUGUAACUCGACCACCGCCAGUAUGGACGGCUCGAUCACGCCAGGCGGGUCUCUAACCGGAGGGCAAGGAGGGGAGAGCGCCAACCCGGGCGCCACCCCCGUGUCCAGCGGUGUGCCCGAGAAAAAGGACUCCAAGGUGUCCUUCUCCAACGCGCCGAGCCGGAAAGCCUCCUCCUCGCUGCACGGCCCGACCCAGACUCAGACCCAGCAGCCGAGGAACUCUGUAACUUUCCAGAAACAGGAGGAUGGACCGCCGAUUGUGGCCGCCGAGGAUGCAGAACCUCGGGGCAGCCAAGCCAGCUUCAUGCAGCGGCAGUUCAGUAGCAUGCUGCAGCCUGGAGUUAACAAAUUCUCCCUGCGCAUGUAUGGCAGUCAGAAAGCAGUCGAGAAGGAGCAGGAGAGGGUAAAAUCAGCUGGAAACUGGAUUAUACACCCUUAUAGCGAUUUCAGGUUCUAUUGGGAUUUUACAAUGUUGCUGUUCAUGGUGGGCAACCUGAUCAUCAUCCCCGUGGGCAUCACUUUUUUCAAAGAUGAAACCACAACGCCCUGGAUCAUCUUCAACGUUGUCUCCGACACCUUCUUCCUCAUGGACCUGGUGCUCAACUUUCGCACUGGAAUCAUCAUCGAGGACAACUCAGACAUCAUUUUGGACCCUGAAACUAUAAAGAAGAAGUACCUAAAAACUUGGUUUAUUGUAGACUUUAUCUCCUCCAUCCCGGUGGAUUACAUAUUCCUCAUAGUGGAGAAAGGGAUCGACUCGGAGGUGUACAAGACGGCUCGGGCCCUGAGGAUUGUCCGCUUUACCAAGAUCCUAAGUCUUCUGAGGCUGCUGAGGCUCUCCAGAUUAAUACGCUACAUUCACCAGUGGGAAGAGAUCUUCCAUAUGACCUACGACCUGGCCAGCGCGGUGAUGCGGAUCAUCAACCUGAUCGGCAUGAUGCUGCUGUUGUGCCACUGGGACGGCUGCCUACAGUUCCUGGUCCCCAUGCUGCAGGACUUCCCUUCAGACUGCUGGGUUUCCCUUAACAAGAUGGAGAAUGACACUUGGUCAGAACUCUACUCCUUUGCAGUUUUCAAGGCAAUGAGCCACAUGCUGUGCAUCGGUUACGGCCGGCAGGCCCCGGAGAGCCUGUCAGAUAUCUGGCUGACGAUGCUGAGUAUGAUUGUGGGAGCGACCUGCUAUGCUGUCUUUAUUGGCCAUGCAACAGCUUUGAUCCAGUCCCUGGACUCAUCCAGACGACAGUAUCAAGAAAAGUACAAACAAGUGGAGCAGUAUAUGUCCUUCCACAAGCUGCCUGCCGACUUCCGACAGAAAAUCCAUGACUAUUAUGAGCACAGGUACCAGGGCAAGAUGUUUGACGAGGAAAGCAUCCUGGGGGAACUCAGUGAACCUCUCAGAGAGGAAAUAGUGAACUUCAACUGCCGAAAACUGGUGGCAUCCAUGCCGCUGUUUGCCAACGCAGAACCAAACUUUGUUACAGCAAUGCUGACUAAGCUACGUUUUGAGGUGUUCCAACCUCAAGACUAUAUUAUAAGAGAGGGCACCAUUGGCAAAAAAAUGUACUUCAUCCAGCACGGCGUAUGCAGUGUCAUCACCAAAGGCACACUUGCUAUGAAACUGUCUGAUGGCUCUUAUUUUGGAGAGAUUUGCUUAUUGACGAGGGGUCGACGAACAGCCAGCGUGCGAGCAGAGACGUACUGUCGGCUCUACUCUUUGUCUGUUGACAACUUCAACGAGGUUUUAGAAGAGUAUCCAAUGAUGAGAAGAGCCUUCGAAACCGUCGCCAUUGAUCGCCUAGAUCGUAUAGGUAAAAAGAACUCUAUCCUGAUGCACAAGGUUCAGCAUGAUCUCAACUCCGGAGUUUUCAACAACAGGGAGAACGAAAUGAUCCAGGAGAUCGUCAAAUAUGACCGUGAGAUGGUGAAACUAGUGGAUCUGCAGCGGCCGAGGGCCAUGUCUAUGACUCCCUCUAUAGGUGGGAUCUUUGCCCCUCCGGGUCAGCCUCAGUCUGGCUCUGCAAUUGCCACCCUCCAGCAAGCUGUGGCCAUGAGCUUUUGCCCUCAAAUGGCCAGCCCUUUGGUGGGUCCGGGGACUUUGCAGUCCCCGCGCAUGGUGCGACGUUUUCAGGUGAUGCAGAACUUGUCCAGUCCGAUCUCAAUGUCUCCCCUUCAGUCUCAACCUCCCCAAACACUUGGAGGGGCAUUUGGAUCUGCUAUUUCUAGCCCCCCGGUCCAAAGCCCGCUCACAGCUACAGGACGGACUUUUCAGUACAUGGCGAGUGUGGGACCGUCGGGGUCCCAGUUGUCCCUUGUCCAGCACCAUGCACCCAGCCCCACACAGACCACCCAGCAGAGGCCCGCCUCACACAAAAGCACCCACUCUCUCCAUAUGGGUAGUUUGAGCCAGGACACCCGGGCCUUGUCUGCAUCUCAGCCUUCACUCCCCCAGGAAGGAACACCACAGGCUUCCUCUGCAGCCCCCAGCCCCCCACCCUCCACCCGCACUUCCAACUCCUCCAUUGGCCCCCAACAACCUCCCCAUCACAACUUACCGGGACCCUCGGGUGUGGGGAGACCAGCUGGAGCCCAGCAGAGGGUGGCCUUUGCCUCCACUCCUCCUCCAGGUGGACCUACUGGAAUGGGGGCAGUAGCAGCAGCUGCUGGACCGGGACCUCCAGACUCUGGAGUUCCCAAGAAAGAUUCGAUUGUCAGCCUUCCGGAGCUAGACUCUGCCAGAUCCCGGCUGUCUUCCAACUUGUGACCCUAGUGGAGCUCAGUAGAGAGGCCUUUUUUUUGUAGGAGAAUCAGUGCGGUAAAGGUCAGUCCAGCUGAUCAUUCAGCUCGCUAAAUGACCAAUCAGCUACUGCCAGCGCCACCAGUCUUUCAACUUUGGUGCACUGUGUGCUGGUGUCAGCAGGAAGAAAGGAGCUGCUCGAAGUAUUGAAGUACUUUGACUACAGGGAGUCAAUACGAUUAUAUUAGUAUAUAAAAUUAAGGUUGAACUGGUCUGGUCUACUGUGCCAGCACCUUUAGUCUUAGUAUCACCCCUUUCACUCUGCUUCCAAACACCUACUGCAUAUCGCUGACUUUACUGUAAAGAUAUGAUGAAAAGUAUGAUUAAUGUACCAAUUACAUACUGUGUAGAAUCCAUGCAAUGCAAUCUAGCAGGAGCUGGACUUAAAAAUGAAAAUCAGGGACUUGAGGUCAAACGACAAUGACAUUUUAAGCGUUCAAAAGUGUUUUAAAUGUAAUUUUUUUUUUCUCCGUAUAAGCUGUCGUAGCAAAAGAACACACAUCUUCAUACCGUUCAAACUAGUAGUGGAGUUAGUGUUUUAGACCGCUGGUCGAUCUUACAUCAAUGUGUAAAUAGUCGAUUGAAAAAGUAAGGAAGGACGUUAUAUUCAUUGUAUCUACCCAAAACCAAAGUUGAGCUUGAACACCAAGUCUGGUUGUGUCUGUAUCAACUAAAAAAGAAACAUAGAAGAAAAUGCCAUUUAUUUAACUGCCUUGAUUCAACGUUAGAAGCCAUAUAUUUGGUUUGCGUGUAUGCAUAUAUGUGAGUGUUGCUGUGUGUGUGCGUGCGUGUGAGUACGCGUGUGUCAGAGAGUUUUUGUUUAUACGUUUUGGUUCCAUUUUCAGAGAAGGGACUCAUGCACUCUACGACGCAUCGUCAAGUAUGACUGGUUGGAAAUGCUGACGGUGGCACUGCCCUGUUUUCAUGAAUCAUCUGGAAAGAGGUCAGCUGUUUGCUCAACAUACUGAUUGUAACCCUAAAGGCAAAGAUGGUUUAAUAAUCUGAGCUUUACUGAAAGGAAACAUUUGUGAACAACCCAUACUGUAUACUUGCUUGUUUCUGUCUAGGUUCAUCGAUUAACACAUGCAAUAUAAUUCUGCAAUACUGUACCCCGCCUAUAUAUAUAAAUAUAUAUAUAUAAAUAUGAAUAUCUAUACUUAUGCUGUACAGGAAAGUGGACUUGUUUCUUUAUGUUUUUUUUUUUUGUUUUUUAUUAUGUGAAAUUUUAAAGAAUCCAGCAGCUAUUGUGGCUUCACUUGAGGUAUUGUAAUCCAGUGACCAUGUUGUUACCUUAACCAAAAAUGUGUGAGGGAAUGAAAGGGUAUGUUGCUGUGUUAUUUUUGUGUUAAAAGAAGAAAACAAAACACUAGACUAACUGCUUACAACUGGUUUAAAGACACAGGAUGAAUCCACGUUUGAGCUCAGCAAGUCAGAUCCUCAAAAAUGUCACCCGAAAGGCAUUUUCAAGUGUUUAAAUUCAUAGGGUGGCCAAUAUGGGGUACAGACGCCUCAAUUGGAAAAAAAUCACCUAGAACUUCGGUGAAUGUCUCCACUUUUAGGUGCACAGAAAUCCAUUCGAAGUGCGAGAGUGGGUCAAGGCUUUGAUUAUUUUUAUUCGAAACAUUCUGAUCCUGUUGAAUCUAAAAACUCCUUCUCCUGCUGAAUGUAUGCCAUACGAGGAGGACGACAGCUAAUCAGUUUUAAACUGCCAUGUAAAUAAAGGGACAGAAGAUUUUAUGAUGCAAGGGGGGACUGAGCAUUGCUGUAUGAGUUGCUGAGUGUCUGUGUGAUCUUUUUUUAUAAUCUGUUGAUGCUUAUUUGGGUUGAAGGUUGCUGUAUUUACCAUUUAUACUACAACCCAAUAACCCCAGAUCUGAAUAUUAACGAAAGUCAAAAAAAAUGUACGGAAAAGGGCAUGAAUGAGAGUGUGCUGGAACUACUUUGAACCUCUCUGUCCAAAGUGAGAAGUGAGGACGUCCACUUAAGCACCUUGUGUUGCACUACAACCUUGUAAUCAAAAAGAAAAAAAGGAAGAAAAAAAAAAUUCAAUGUUCUGUUCUCUCAAAACUGUCGUCACACUUCUCCUGGACCCAAUAUAUGGUUAAACUGUAAAGACGAGUAAAAGGGAAGUCAACUGGGGCAGCUGGUUCAUUGUGUUAAACAAACAUGGUGGCCAACUUUUUCAGCUCUGAACAUUGAUUUGGAGCCAAACUGUAAAAUCACUGGACAUUUCACUCAGGUUUGCUACCUUCUCACAGCUAUGUAUUGAUUGCCACAAUGUGGCUUUCCAUUGAUUUAUGUAGACAUGUUUAUUCCCAUAUUUUGAGCUCGUUUACUUAAUCGUCUUGAGUAAUUCUAAUUGGCACAGAAAAAACCCCCAUGAAGUAAUAAUCCUAAGAUUGUUGGUCUCUCGUUGUGAGAUCUUAAAAACUGGUGACAGUCUUUAUCCAAGGGCUUCACUGUAUGGCUUGUGAACCUUUGGUCAUUUUUGUGCAGUUGGAACUAAAAUUCGAAGGUGAUUCAAAUGUUUAUUUAUUUUAGUGAUUCAAAUUAAAAACUGAAAUUCUUAUGCAGUUUAAUAUUUUAAGCACGUAUGUAUUUCUGUUUGUUUUGAUGAUUAUGGCUGUCCAUGUACUGCACUUUAUAAGCACUCAAUAUUUGACUGGGCUCCUUUUGCAUGAAUUACUGCAUCAAUGCAACACAAGAAGGAAGUAUUCGGCACGAGGUUCUGCUGAGAUGUCAAGGAAGCCCAAGAUUAGUUUAACUGUGGCCUUCAGCUUGUCUUCAUUGUUGAGUCUUGUGUCUUUCAUCUGCCCCUUGAAAACACUGACAGGUCACAUUAGCUUUUUGGUCUGUAUAACUCAUUGACAACAUGGACAUUGUUAGUGUGGGUUUUCAUGUUAGAAAAUUAAAUCAGUAUUAAUUUUGUAAAGCUUGUCACGUGAAGUUUCCUGGUAUGUGAUUUUAGUCACAGUGGAAAUUGUUCCCCAAAUCACCACUUACUGUGGAAACCUCCGCCUGGACGGCAAUUAGUUUGGAUUAUGUGCCUCUCCACUUUUCUUCCAUACCCUAGGAUCUUUAUUUUUAUUUCCUUCCAUCUUGAAAAAAAGUACUUUGGGCCACUUGGCAAAUUGUCCAGUCCUUUUUCUCCUUAGUCAUAAUAAGACCUCUUUGACCUCGCUGGUUCAGGACUGGCUUUAAACAAAUAAUGCAACGUCUGUCCUAGAUAGAUCUCUGUGUGGUGGCUCUUAAAGCACUGAAAUGGAUGCAUAAAUGUCUCCUUUGGGGAUAAAUAAAGUAUCUAUCGUCAUCAUUAUGAUCAUCACUGAGUCCAGCCCCAGUCCACUACUUGUUGAAACUCCCCAGAAUCUUGAAUUUAGUUUUUUUUCUGAAUAAUUUAAUUCUCAUCUUUGUUGCUGUGCACCUUUCUUUACAACAGUUUUUUCUUCCAUUCAGAUUCUCAUUAAUAUGAGUUAAUAUGCGUGGAUAUUAUGCUAUUAACAGCCAGCUUCUUUAGCAGUGGCUUUUUGUGGUUUGUUCUCCUUGUGGAGGGUUUUAGUGCUUUCUGACUUAUGGGUCUCAUGUCAAAUUAUUUUCUGAGAAAGUAGGUUUUUAUUAGUUGUAUGCCAUAAUCAACAAAAUUAAUGGAAACAA
Xiphophorus maculatus (southern platyfish) is the source of this 7209-nucleotide messenger RNA. RefSeq names its product potassium/sodium hyperpolarization-activated cyclic nucleotide-gated channel 2-like. The record is from RefSeq and is a predicted model, not a curated record. Gene Ontology annotation, biological process: potassium ion transport; transmembrane transport. Lineage: Eukaryota; Metazoa; Chordata; Actinopteri; Cyprinodontiformes; Poeciliidae. Gene Ontology annotation, cellular component: membrane. The transcript has 8 exons. Gene Ontology annotation, molecular function: voltage-gated potassium channel activity. Bases 43 to 3522 code for a protein of 1159 amino acids.